AUAAGCCAGAAAAGCUUUAAUAUGUCAUAGUUUGAUUGUAUUAUUCCUAUUACCGUGCACUGCAAGCAUUAGGUUAUUUAGCUGUUCUACAUUAUGCUUGUGGUUAUUUGAGACAUAAAAGUGUGCUAGUAAAUGUACCAUAUGUAUCAAUUAUCAUUAGUCGUAUGCAUGUUCAUGUAUGGGCUUUAGGUCCGCACACAGUGAUUUUGCACCGAAUCCUAUCAUUUGGAUUUGGCCGGAUUUAAAAUUCAGAUGCUACUCAGUUCAGUUAGAAGAAUGUUAUUUUGCAGCGCUGUUCUAAAAUACAUACAAAACUGAUUAUAAUUAAAUUAUUGCUCAACAUUAAAAAAAACAACCGUUUCUCCACCUAAAAAACAAUAAAAAAAUGUUUUAAAUUUUAAACAACUUUCCAUAAUACAAUAAUUAAAAAAUGUUUUUCUCUUCUGUCUUCUUUCUGUGACUCCUAAAACAACGAUUGCCAAGCUGGUCUCUUCUUCAGGUCUAACAGGUUGGAAAAAAAUUACCAGCCUUUCUGUAAUUUUUUUCUUAUUUCCCCAUUAAUAACCUUAUCACUAAACAUAAUUUUUACUGGCCACACCAGGUGGCAACCCUACUAAUAGGGUUCUCCAUUAGGCUUGGGGAAGCAACUUUUUCAGAGAGUUCUGUUUUGUGCUUGUGCUCUCCUAGAGCUGGUGCUGGAGACACCUGGGAGAACAAAAGGUGGUGAACAGGUGGAGGAAACAAUGCCCGUGUCCUGUGCUGCAUCUGGCUGUAAAUCAAGAUAUACAUUGGAUGCCAGAGAGAAGGGAAUAACAUUUCACAGGUUUCCCCGGUCAAACCCUGCUUUAUUAGAGAAAUGGAGGUUGGCAAUGAGAAGGUCAACAAGGAAUGGGGAGCUGUGGAUGCCAUCACGGUACCAGCGUUUGUGCAGUCUGCAUUUUAAACAGUGCUGCUUUGACACAACAGGACAGACAAAGAGACUGAGAGAACAUGUGAUACCGACUAUCUUUGAUUUUCCAGAGGAAACACAUAAGGAGGAUGCAUGUAAAAUCAGACCUGAAGACACAGCUGCAUUAUCCACCAGCUGCUCACCCCAAAAGCCUGAAGCAGAAAAGGUAGAAACUGCAGAACCUGAUGAAGAGUCAGGGCCUGAAGUAGAAGUUGUACCUGCUAAUAAGAAGGCAAGGCAUGCAGAAGAAGUAUCUGCUAAAAAUGAUGUUACAAUUACGUUUCAAGUACCACUUCAGGAUCACCUUUAUUUCAUUCCUGAUAUUGAAACUUUGAAAAAGAAGUUGCACGCCACAGAAGAUUUAAGGGCCCGUAAAGAAAAAGAAUUGAGAAAUGUAAAAGACAAAGAAAAGCGACAGCGAGAAGCUUACCGCAGUAUUUAUGAAGAGCUUGGAAAAAGAAUAUUACAAAAUCCACAGCUUCAUGAAAGGUUACAACCAUUCGGAGACAUCCCUUUGGAACUAUAUAAGAAACCCAAAUCUCAAUACUCAGCACAGCAAAGGCUGUUUUGCCUCACUUUACAUCUGCACGAUCAAUUAUUGUACAGAUACCUGAAGAAUGAAAUUAGACUGCCUAUACCAGAUCCCAGACAACUGCACAAAUGGCUGAAAACAGAUGAUCAUAAUGCAGGAAUCAACUCUUCUGUUAUUGAAACAUUAUUAAAAAAGAGGAAAGAGCAACCAAAAAUGUAUACAAGUGCAUGUCUAAUAGUUGACACAAUGUCCAUCUGUCAACACCUCACUUAUGAUUCAAAAAACAAUGAACUGAUUGGUUUUGUAAAUUUAGGAAAAGGGGCCAAUGGAAGUAUAAGCCAAGAGGUGGCCAAUGAAACUUUAAUAUUCAUGCUUGUUGGCAUGGAUAGCCACUGGAGUGCCCUUGUUGCCUAUUUUUUUAUUAAAACUCUAACUGCAGGAGCACAACAUCAGCUUCUCUUGGGUGUAAUGCAUGAACUUUCUGAUAACGGUUUUGAAAUUGUAUGUGUUACAAUGGAGAGGCAUGAGAGGAAUGAAGAAAUGUGUGCUCUCCUUGGCUGUACAUUUGAUGAUCCAAAGAACCUGAGAUCAAGUUUUUCAUUGCCAGAUAGUCAGUACAAACAUUAUAUUAUGUUUGAUGUGAACAAGGAACAGCAGAUGGUAUCUGACAUGCUAGAAGAGGCUGGCAAUAUUUUAAGCCCUGAAGGACCAGUUAUUUGGCAGUAUAUCACAGAUCUAUUAAGCUUGGACAAAAUGUCACUAAUGCACACUAGUGCUGAUCAGUUCUCUGUUGAUGCGGAGCCUCAGCUGAUGAAGAUUAAGUUAAUGGUGAACAAGAUAGACAGCAGUGUCGCUAAUGCCUUAAAUGUGGUGAAUGAUUUAAAUCUUAAAAUGUUUAAGGGAUCCGCUGCCACUGUGUCUUUUAUAAAGAUUUUAGAUCGAUUAUUCAAACUUUUAAGUAGCAGAAAUCCAUGGGCACAGGGUGAGAGAGAAGCUAUCACUCACAGUAACCUGCUGCAAAAAAUGAGUGUCCUGCAGGAGACAGAAGAAUAUUUAUUAAAGCUAGCAACAUGUGACAAUACAUUUGUUUAUCAAGGUGUAAGGAGACAUUAUAUCCUUGGGCUUCUUGUCAACAUUACUUCACUCCAGGCCUUACUGGUGGACUUGCUACAUAAGCAGAAUUAUAUUUUGACAAACACAUUCAGCACAGAUCACAUAAAGAAGGUUUUCAACUCAGUCAGAAGAGCAGGUGAGAGGCAUAAAAAACCCACAGCUAUCCAAGUAAAACAUGCUAUGGAUCACCUACAGUCUCGGUGUGUUUGGUUACACAAAUAUGAGCACAGCUGGGCACUGAAGAAUGAAAUGUGCUGUGCUGUUUCAACUGUGGACUCUGUUCCCUGCAGCUAUGAGCACCCAGCAUCUCUUUUCCUAGAGGAUUGUGUCAUGCUACCUGACCAUACUUAUUCAUCAAAUGUACUGGAUGUGAUGGUUCAGAAUUCAGGAAUGUAUAUUGCAGGCUGGAUUGUGAGGAAAGCUUUUAACCAGCUUACCUGUAACCAAUGCAGGCUGGCUCUUGUGACCAACAGCAUGCCGCAAGAUUUUAGAAAUGCUUAUCAUUUACUGCAAAUCAAGGACAGUAGAUCUUAUUUUGUACCAUCAAAUGGUACCAUCAAAGUAAUUUUUUUGGCUGAAAAAAGUCUCAACUUCAUGCUAAAAGAUGGCAGCUUUAGGCAUAAACACGCAUGUCAUUUUUUGGAAUAUAGUGUGCUUUCGUUGCUUGGUUCAGCAGAUGUAUUUGAACUGAAAGAACAUGCUUCACAGACAGCAGGGGGCAUUGACAACCAUUACUUUGACCUUUUGCGCUUGAUAACGUGGCUUUAUUAUACAUUUCGACAACUGUAUGUCAAGAGAAUAACACGGGCAGUUCAGUACAAAGCGCACCUCAAACAAAUUUUUACCAAACCCAGGUUUUAUUUUUCCAAGGAUAUUAACAAUUUGUUUAAGAAGUUAUAACUGCAACCAAGGCAUUUUUUAAACUCCACAAUUCAUUUUGUUUCUUGAAGAUUUCAACAUGAGGGUUCAUUUUAUUUUAACAUAUCCAGUGCAAAGAGGUAAACCAAAGUGACAAGACUAAUGCAGAAGAGAUUCUUGUAGAUAAAAACCAGUAAAUUUUGAUUUGCAUACAUGGUUUUCUUUUGCAACUGCUUUUCCUGAUCUAAAUAAUAUUAAGGCACGGUUACUAUUCAGAUUAUAAUGUUUUCUGUUAGGUAAGAAAUCUGUAACCCACGGUGUGAGUCUUCUGUACCUGACACAUUUUUAUACCUUUCUGUCUUGUGUUAAUUACAUAAAAUAUACUUCUUGCUUUUUUAUUUUUUUGAAAAUGAAACUAUGAAAUGAAACAGACCCCAUAUUUAAAUGAAAUAUACAGUGUUAUGUACACAAGUACAACACAACAUUAUUUAAUUAAAUACAUAUGUAGAACCAUA
Molecule: messenger RNA, 3967 nt
Organism: Xenopus tropicalis (tropical clawed frog)
Lineage: Eukaryota; Metazoa; Chordata; Amphibia; Anura; Pipidae
Gene: thap9
Product: THAP domain containing 9
Exons: 10
Coding region: 744-3494 (916 amino acids)
Molecular function (GO): DNA binding
Source: RefSeq, a predicted model, not a curated record